Molecule: messenger RNA, 2112 nt
Organism: Dufourea novaeangliae
Lineage: Eukaryota; Metazoa; Arthropoda; Insecta; Hymenoptera; Halictidae
Product: collagen alpha chain CG42342
Exons: 24
Coding region: 1-2001 (666 amino acids)
Source: RefSeq, a predicted model, not a curated record
AUGGAGUCCGACACGGCGACCGACUGGUCGUCGGCGAAAAAGGGCUCCUCCGAGACGUCGAUGCUGAAGAAAUUUCAUAAUUGGGCAUUGUGCGCCCUCUGUAUUACCAGUUUGGUCGUGUCCGGCCUAUUGAUGUAUAGGGAACUAGGAUUGGAAUCGAGGAUCGCCAGUUUGGAAGCUCGUUUACAACGUCAAGAAAUACCGGACGUCCUCAUUCAGAGGCUGAAGAGGGAGAUUCGAAAUCAACUCGCGUUGCAUCGGAAAUCUCCAGAAUCGAACGCCUUUCGGACCAAAAGAGAUGUUCCCGAGUGUAACUGUCCACCAGGUCUUCCCGGGGAACGAGGUCCUGCUGGAAAAAGGGGAAAAAGGGGAAAGAAGGGCGACCGUGGCGAAGUAGGUCCUCAGGGCGUGGCCGGGGCGCCGGGCAAGAACGGUUUUCCGGGACCCAUCGGGAUGGAUGGACCAAAAGGUGCACCGGGCCUACCCGGAGAUAAAGGGCAGAAAGGUGAACUCGGAAGUCCAGGUUUCGACGUCUUUUCUGCAGUAAAGGGACUUCAGGAGCAAGGGCAUAAUAUCUCAGCGCAGACCAUCAUACAACUGAAAGGAGAACCAGGGGAACCUGGACCACCAGGGCAACCCGGUCCUUCGGGAGCCGAAGGGCUUCCUGGCCACGAAGGCAGACAAGGGGCUCCAGGCGAUGUUGGGCCACCGGGUGAGAAAGGAGCACCAGGACCCAUUGGGCCGAUUGGUCCAGUUGGAACUCCGGGUCUUCAGGGUAUCAAGGGUGACAAGGGUGAUAAAGGCGACCGAGGGUUGACAACAUCCUUGAAUGGCGAACCCUUUGCUACCGGAGUAUUCGAAGGACCGCCCGGUCCACCAGGACCACCUGGGCCCCAGGGCGAGAAGGGGGAGCUGGGUCCGACUGGACCACCCGGUCUGCCGGGAGAGAAGGGUCCCCGGGGAAAGCAAGGGAAGAGGGGUUUCAAGGGUGAAAGCAGUAUGGCAUUGAUGAGAGGUCUACUCGGCUUACCGGGUCCGAAGGGUGAACCCGGUGAACGGGGUUACCGGGGCGAGAAAGGCAUCAUGGGAGACACAGGAUCAAAAGGAGAGCAAGGACUUCCCGGCUUACCUGGUCUUAACGGCACAGAUGGAGAAGUUGGUAUCCAAGGUCCACCAGGCUUGCCAGGUAUCGCUGGACCUAAAGGUGAAAAAGGCGAAUACGGUGAUAUUGGACCUCCAGGCCUCAUGGGUCCACCAGGCUUACCUGGUCCUCCGGGUUAUCCAGGUCUGAAAGGUGAAAAAGGAGAGAAGGGCGAAUCGAAAUACAAAAAGCUUAGGCGAAGACAGGGAGACGGUACAUUUGAAGUAAAUGCCGGUGAAGUGAUAAUGGGACCGCCAGGACCACCCGGCCCAGCUGGUACUCCCGGACUUCAAGGUCCACCUGGUAUCAAAGGCGAUCGAGGACAUGACGGCGCUAAAGGCGAUCCUGGUGAGAAGGGCGCCAAAGGAGAUCCUGGUCCAAUGGGACUGCCCGGCCCCAUGGGACUGAGAGGAGAAUCUGGCAAACCCGGGGAUACCGGGAAACCUGGUGCUAUGGGGCCACCAGGAUUAGACGGCAUGAAGGGCGCACAAGGAGAACCGGGCACGAAGGGCGAGAGGGGGGACCCCGGACUACCUGGUACUGAUGGAAUUCCUGGCGCGGAGGGACCGAAGGGAGAGCAAGGUGCAAAAGGCGAAUCCGGACCGACAGGAAAACGCGGUAGAAAAGGUGACAAGGGCAACACAGGAGAUCAGGGAGUACCAGGUCUCGAUGCACCUUGUCCAUUGGGUGUCGAUGGACUACCACUAGCAGGAUGUGGAUGGAGACCACCUCAGGAUAUCACUAGUACCUCAAUACCAGCAGUUGAAGGUCCAGAACCAGCAGAAACGGAUUAUGAAGAGCAAGAAGAGGAAUACGAAGAAUAUGCGGAUCCAAACAACGGAAAUCUAGCUGAGCAAUAAAUGCUCAUUGUGCGCUGCCCUAAACACCACCAACAACUACUAUCACCACUACCACUACUACCACCACUCAACCACCACCGCCAUCGCCCCACAUCACUCGUCUCACCUUGC